CAGUCACCCGGUCUGGCGGGGCCGGGGACGAUGCUGAGGCGGUCGCAGUCGCGGCCCAGACAGGCGCUCAAGGGGCGGCGAGCUCAGCGCUAGGCCGGGCCCGGCGCCGCGGAGCUCCCCGCCGCUGUGGAGCUGAGGAGGCCAAAGGAAGCAGCGGCAAGAGGUGCCCCAGCGCCGCCGCUGCCGCCAUGCCGGGUCCCCCCGUGGCAGGAGCGCCCCCCGGGCCGGACCCGGAGGAGCGCUACGACUUCCUCUUCAAGCUGGUGCUGAUCGGCGACGCCAGCGUGGGCAAGACGUGCCUGGUGCAGCGCUUCAAGACCGGGGCCUUCGCCGAGAGGCAGGGCAGCACCAUCGGCGUGGACUUCACCAUGAAGAGCUUGGAGAUCCAGGGCAAGCGGGUCAAGUUGCAGAUCUGGGACACAGCUGGUCAAGAACGGUUUCGGACCAUCACCCAGAGUUACUAUCGAAGUGCCAAUGGAGCUAUUCUAGCCUAUGACAUUAGCAAGAGAGGCUCUUUCCAGUCUAUUCCUCGCUGGAUCGAGGAUGUGAGGAAAUAUGCAGGUUCCAACAUAGUACAAUUGCUGAUUGGAAACAAGUCUGACCUAAGUGACCGUCGGGAGGUUCAGCUAGAGGAAGCUCAGAGUCUGGCUGAGCACUAUGAUAUCACCUGUGCCAUAGAGACUUCUGCAAAGGACUCCAGCAACGUGGAGGAGGCUUUUGUAAAGAUGGCAACAGAGUUAAUGAUGAGGCACGGAGGCCCCAUGUUCAGUGAGCAAAACACAGACAGCAUCAAACUUGACAGCAAGGAUGUGGAAGGAUGGGGGUGUGGUUGCUGAUGCAGGUUAUGUUAUCUCUAACUCUUACUGGAAUUACGAGGGUACCUGUCCUUCCCUUAUAAUUACACACACACACACACACACACACCAUGCUGCAUAACAAAGCAGCAGUAUCCUUUUCCUGCAAGCCCAAUAUUUUUGUAGGUUAGACAUUAACAUUUGCAGGCUAAUUUUCAAUAUGAAGGGGCUUUCUUUUGUAGAUCUAAAAGUUAGCCUUCCAUGGCCGUUACUCUGUAGCAGUCUCUACCACCUUCUUUUCAGAGGAACUUGUGCAAUUUGAAAGUUAAGUUGCACAGAAGGAAGCCACUGGGAUCUCUUUGUAUGAAAUUGUCUGAACAAGAAAUUACUGUGUUACCUGUUGUAAAUCCCUGUACAUGGGAGCUUGUACAGAAGAAGACACUUCUGCUUUUAUGUCAGUGAGUCUUAACACUGCCUCUGUUUUUAAACUCUCAGCAUUCCAAGAAUCAAAGAAUCAGAAAGCACACAGUGUCAUUCAAUUUCUCUGCAGGGACGUUUCAAGUAUGAAAUACUUGAAAGUUUCCUAUAUAGGACAAAUCAGCUAACAUUUGUUCAAUAUGAGGAACCUCCAUAGAAGAUAGGUUUUUCUAGACAUUAAAUGUAGCAUGUGGUGAGGUGCAAAGCUAGCUGGACAGUUUUUUGUCUCACAUUUUUCAGGCAAAUAGAGAAACCAGUAUGAGCAGAACUGAACUGAACACAUGGGUCACUAAUUUAUUUUCUUUAUUUCCAUCUUGGAAGACUUGAUCCUAAAAACAUUUCAUUGAAUGGAAGUCCUACUGAUUUCAACAGAACCUUCUUGGAACGUAAAUGCCUUUGAAAAUUCAUCAGGCUCACUUCCAAGUAAAUAGGCUUAGGAUUGUAAUGUCAAAAUUAAGGUUUGUUCAUCAUUUAUUUUGCACAUUUUUAUAGCCCCCUUCUUGGAGAUAACAUUGUGUACCUCUAAUAUUCAGUGUUAUUAAUUUCAUUUAAAAUUCAUAUUCAAUACCUAUGAAAAGAUGAUGUUUUUGUUUUUUUACCAUUUGCUUCUUUAAUUGCUGCAGUGCAUCAAAUCAUUUUUAUUGAAGCUUAGUUUCAGUUACAUAUGCUGAUCAUUAAUGUUGUUGCUGGAGUAUUUUUUCCAUAGGAUGUCAUCCAGCUAGAGCUUCUUCCUAUUUAACUUUAGAUAUUAAAUUUGUGGAGGAAAUUGCAAAUCAUAAAUUAUUUAAGGUUGUUUUAUUUUUUGUGCCAUGAAAUCAGCUCCUCGUGAAGUUUGUCUGGCCCAGUUUUGUUAAGAAAUUGAUAAGUGUCUGUAAAACUGCACAGUCAGGUAUAGGUGAUCCCUGCUAAUUUUCCUUAAAAGUCCACACAUGUUAUGGAGCCCCUAUAAAUCAUGAAGCAAUUGCUCUCAUGUCAGAAAUUGGCUCAGGAGCUCCCAACGUGGGACACAUUUUGUGAGUUGUAGGAUAACCCUUUUAAAUAAUUGAGCCUGUUCUCUUGUGGAUCCCCCCGCCCCUGCCACUAUUAGUCAAUGCCACAGCACGUUCUUUCAAAUGGUAUUUUCUCGUUUCUGUAAGAAAAAAAUAUAUCUUUUUUUUUUGUAGGUCUGCAGUGUAUUAAUGAAACUAUGUGACUGUUUCUGCUCAGCACAUUUAACUUAAGGAGAGUUUAUGUUUGUCUCAGGUUAAAGUUAUGCCUGCAGUUAAGAUGUGCAGAUGUUGCCCAAAUUUUUUUCCUCUUUUUAGCACCUUAAAACUAAAAUAGGAUGAAUAAAGGAUUGAAACCAGAGAAAAAAAUGCAUCAACGGAGGCUAAAGGAAGCUGACUUUCCCACUUGCAGAAGGUGUCUCCACCUGAUUUUCAGGGAUCUUCUCUUUCCUCACAGUUUUCUCCCCCCACCCCUGUGAUACAUCCCACUCCAUACAACAGGGAUUGGGGGGCUGUCAGAAGAAAGAGGGGGUGGAAAGUAAACUUUCGGUGCACUUUUCUUUGGAUUCAACUCCAAAGUGUCUGCAAGCUGUUAAGCCAGCUUUUCAGUGCUUAAUGUAUUGUACCUAUUAAAAGGCCUUCAAUUCAGAGCAAAGGACAAAGUCUCUGAAAAGCAGGUCCCUGCACCUGGACACUCAGAAGUCCCUGAUUGUGUUAGGAAAAUGCAUGUUGUAAAUUCAGAUUAUAAUUCAAAAACAUCAAUUUAUGAUUAUUUCAAUUAGCAUUAAAGAGAGAAGACCUGGAUAAGUUUGGUAUCUCAGAUCAUUUUUAUAAAUUGAUAUGAUUAACCAGAAAAUCCACCCAUAGCUAUAAAAAAUUUGGCACCUUCUGUCUGUUUUGGUUUUUGUCUUACAAAGUAACUGACUGUAAAAUUUGUUUAAUUAAAAAACUCAUCCCAUUGUUUCCAAUCAAAGAUGGACCCCAAAUGGGUUCUGUUGUGUUUUUGCUUGUAGUUUUGAGAGCAGCGGCUUUGAUUUCAAGUGUGUUAGAUAUUAUAAAUAAAGAGGCCUUACUUUCUGUUAGGGAUAGUUUUCACAACUAUGUUUUACAUAGAAAUGCAGUGUGAGGUGUGACAAAGAAGUUUUGCUUCUAAAUAGGACGUCAUACCAGGAGACGUCAGGUCCACUGCAUCCAGAAAUUAAAAAAGCACUGAUUGCCCGGCAGUAACUAAUCACUGUAUUUGGGAGUUACAGAAAACUCCAGUGAUUACCUUAACUAAUUGUUGGUAUCAAACAAAUGUUUCUACACUGUGAGUACAGUCCUCCAGGCACUUCGGUUUUAUAAUUUAAAUGAAUAGAAGCUGAUUAGCAACUGUGCCUAGUGGGCUUGGAUCCAUCCCCUUUAGGCCAAGCCCUAAACUGAUGUGCCUGUGUUGUGCAGGAAAGUUUACAUCAUAGCCAGGUCUCAAAUCAACUGAGGGCUGUAAGGGUCUCCUCCAGCUAACUCUUUGAUUCACUGAUGCCAUUACAUCUUUAGGAUCCCUUUGGAUGGAUUCUGACAUGAUGGUGCUCCCACGAUGAUGACGCUGGUGAUUUUAGAAAUUGAUCCUUAAAUCUACAUUCGGGGUGUGAUCUAUAUAAGAUUUCCAGGGUUUAAGUGAACAGGAUCCUGUUGGACUCUGCUCACAAGAUUGUAGUCACAAGUUCCCAGUUCAAGACAUUAUUCUGGGACCACCAAAGGUUUCAGAAUCGACCUGCUGCCUCCGAUCUAUGCACAUUUUAUAGCAAGUAUGUUGAGAAUACACAGAACUCAGCUGUUAGUGUUGUCUGACAUUCUGUAUUCUGAUGUAGAGAGAGUGAAUGAACAGAAUACAAUGGAUCUUUUUCCAAAUUGGGUUCCUUGUGAGCCUACUCUUGUAGUCCUUGAAUAGCCCUGAAUUUGCUACAAGUUGAGUUCUUUCUCCAGGCCAGUCAUACAGAUAAGAUUGUACUGUACUGUAGCUCACCAAACAUUGUGAAGGGACUGGCUUUUGUUACAAACAAAUGCCUGUUGCUUCUUUGCUAACGUAGGUAAAUUUGAGACCUAACUUUAAAGAGUAAUACGAACCUAUCUCGUAUUUACAGAGUGUUCUCACACCCUUUGGAGCCAGUGCCUAGUAAAAGGGCAUGAGCUGUUAACAGAAUAGUGCAAGCAACUGGCAGCUGCCAAAGCCACCUGUAUCACUGUGGAUCUGUGUGUGUUCUUGCAAGUGUUUCAUUGAAAAAGUGGUAAUGAGGUUGCAGCAGAUGGGAUGGCUAAGCAGCUACUCUUUGUGUGAUAUCCCUCUCUUCCUAGAGUGCUUAAACCUGAUGCCCUACCAGGAGAUGGUGGAGUUGGUGGUAAUGAUUACUUGGGGAUUGGUGAAUGUGUAAUAGGGGCUUAUCUGUGGUUGGGAAGGCGGGAACAGAUAUGCAUCCAUAUACAGAGACAACAAUGACCUUGUCUUAUACUCAAGUGGCAUGUAGUGCUAGUUGUCCUAGGGAUCUCUCCUAUGGAAGAUGGCAGAAUGCACUGCAGGAUAGAAUUCAGGAUUGUAUCUCUAGACUAUUGGGUCUGGUCUUGUAAUGGGGGAACUUGGUGAGAAAACAUUCAAAACAGUCUCUUAUCACUGGAAAGAAACUAAGCACUUUGUUUUUCCUCAGUCUUUUUAGUACAACCAAUAGCUGGUUCCCACAAGUUUAUUGUGUAGGAAAUCUUUUAAUCAGAUGGAAAAUGCAUCUCUCAAAAGAAGCUUCCCAGUACAAUAUAGAAAGAAUCACCCAUCUUGGACACUGGGAAACAAGAAUUCUUUGCUACAAAUAAAUGCAUUUUUCUGCCUAGGAUUUUUUUUUCUUUCCCUCAAGACUCAGAGCUAAGUCACAUUUUACUUUAGCAGUGGCAGCGGAAGAGCAUUCUUCUGGUUGUUUUGCCACAGGCCCAGAUCAUGUGCAUUGGCCCUCAGCUACCAUGCAGAUGAUCUGUGGAGUUUGUCUGGUUCAGUCAGAGGUUAUAUAAAAAUAAGUUGCAAAUUGCUUUGCCCUAAAUCCAGUUUUUUCUUUCAAAAUAUUGUACAACUCCCUUAGAUGAAUGAAGUAGUCUUGUAUCAUUCCACAUUGCUAGAUCAGAAUAAAACACACUUGCAUGCUAAAGACACAAAACAAUAGAAGAGGGAAAUGCAUUUGCCAAAAUCAGUUUAGCAUAGAAUGUAGAUGCAUAGGCAGAUUUCACAGAUAUCGCUAGAAGCAGCACAUAGAGCACACGCAAGAUUCUGAUGCUGAUACUAAAUAGAUAAUCAUUUGUACUAAAGACAAUUCUCAAUUAGGGUUUGGGUGCUUCAGAUGUGCCACAUUUGUUACAUAGAAAGCAUGUUUUGUGGCAUAUUUUCUGCACAAAAUAAAUGCUGUUACUAAACCUGCCUGUCCAGUUAAGCACAUAUGUACAUUUCACAAUUGAUGGCACCAGACAUGCUUUUUACCAUUUAUAAUUGGAUUCUUUUUGUAGCAGAGCUUUUUAAAAAAUAAAGUACAAACACUUACUAAAAUAGAGUUCUAUUUGUGUCCAAAUUAACUUGGAAGUCUUUCAUUAGAAGUGAGUACAUUAAAUCUUGCAUUAGAAGGGAGUACAUUAAAUGUGUGAUUAUGUAGCCUGUGAGGAGAGUUUAUGGCCUAAAUCUUUGAAAACUGUUUCCUGGUAGUUGGAACAUAACCUAGACUUUUAAAAAGUAGCUCAUAGUUUUGAAAACUUUUCUGUUUAUAGCAAUAGCUAUCAGCCUUAAAAUACUAUUAUUUGUAGUUCUUUUUUUUUUCUUCCUUUACUGGCUUGCAAGAUUAAAUAUAAAUUUUGCUAUACAACAAGGAAAAUAUAGUUUAUAAGUACUAUGGAUUUCACAAUUUUUAUAAGCAUAGUACUUGUCCACAAAAAUAUUUUCCAAAUGGCAUAGCUUUUUUUUUAGAUGCCCGCCUUACUAUCCUAUUGGCAAUUUCCAUCUUAAUGCAUAAUCUAUGCAAAUAUUUGUUAAUCUAAGAUGUGAAUUUAGUACAGUGCCUUCCUUUUGUGUUUUUUCAAAACAUCUGAAGUUAGGUAAUGUUGGACAUAUAUAUAGAUACUUGCUUAUGUUUAUCAUUGACCCAGUACGAGAUUGGAUUAUUCUUUAUUAGACACAAAGGUCUCCAAGUGACUUACAAGACAUUUAAAAGCAAAAGGCCAGAUUCAACUAACUUGUCCCAUCAGUGGAAGCCCACAAAAGGGCUUUCCCCUGUCUCCUCCUCCCUGUGCCCUCUCAUUUUGCCCUGUGGGGGUUGGGAGAACCCGCAGGAUGGUGUAUGGGAAGAGAAGAGGGGAAAUUGUUCCACCGGGCAAACAGAAAUGUUUGUGCUGACAAACAUUUGUACCGGUGCGCUAACAGAAUGUACAUGGCAGCAAAUAUCGGCCACCAUAGUAGGUAAUACAUCACACAUACAAUCAAUCAUCCAGCCAGAGUGACUUUGUAUAUUACCUAAAAGUGUAGGAAGAGACGUCACACUUUUUGCUCUUUUCACUAACUCUGUAAUGUUGAAGGAGGAACUUGCACGUUUCUCAUGGAAAGAGGAGGUGGAGGAAUUGGCAGAGCUGUUCCUACUUUCUCUUCCAUUCUGUUCUCUUUUUCAAAUGUGCAAAGUCACCCUGGUGGUCUAAAUAAAUACAAUCUUUGCUUCAGAACAAAAUGGUGAGUUAUAUUAGAUAAAGCACCAGUUUCUCUGAAUCCUCUUUCCCUACUUUUAAAACCGAUCAUCCAGGCAGCGACAGCAGAAGUAAAUGCCUUCUGCCUUGCUCUCAACAUCUGUGUUUGCUUUCCUUUCCUUCCCUCUUCCUGCUCCUCCCUGACGUUUUUCUGGCCCUGUUACGGUCAUGGCUCUGCUUUGCGCUUUUAUUCCCAACUUUAAAAAUAAACAGGGAGGUGGCAGCAUCAGAAUUAAGGACUUGGUGACGGCAACUUUUGAAUUGCUCAGAUGGGCAGAGCUGUCAGAAGUGUGGAAAACCUGGAACUUGAGAAGUGUAAGGAAAACAUGCUGGGUAUUAUGGGUGUGAUUUAGUGGAUGAAAACUUUCCCCUUGGUCCCAAAUUUGGGUACCAGGAAAUAACAUGGAAUGGGACCUCUCUGUAUUUAGCACCAGUGUGUAAGCUCUCUACCUCACUGCACGGCGAUCCUGAAUCCCUUCUAAUUUGUACAACUAGGAAAGAAAUUUACAGGGUAUAGUAAAUAGACAAUCUGGAAUGGUUUGAUACUAUGGUUGCCUAUGGUGCUUGUACACUAUCUUAGCUGCUUUGAUUGUAUUUUGAGAAAAUAAAAAGUGCAUUAGUGAGACACGUGCAUGCGCUUAAUAUAUUGCUGUUGGUCACAGUCCUCUUAUUGUGAUGCUAAUAAUUUUGCAGUUUAUGAAAUCUGGUUGCUUGUACUGUGGUAUACAAAACUGUAGGGAAGUUUUUGUUUUUGUUCUUAAGCUCUCUGCCUGGGGCAGGGGGCGGAGAGAUUCUCAAGCUUUAGAGAACUAUUCCCUACCUUCCCAAAAUUUUAGCUCUCACAAGAAAGACAUGCAUGCAUGUCCAGCCUUCCAUACACAGUUUUACUUCAUUGGGACCCACGUGCAAAUUAGCUCUAUUUGUGCAACUGCAUUGUGAUGUGUGUUCUCCAGUCCCCAUCCAUAGUGAUACAAGAGAUGUAAUAGAAGAACAUAGUGCCCCUAAUCUGCCUAAGAUUACAAUCCUACACAUGUGUACUGGGGAAUAAGUACCAUAGAAAUCAAUUGACCCUACUAAGUAUACAUGAUUGGGAUUGUUUUUAUAGCCAGUGGAAAAUAAGUGAUAUGUAUUGGGCCGCUCUUUAAGUCCUGCUGAGAUUAAUGAGAUCUAACGACAACUUCGCAUAUCUUUAUGAGAAUCAGUACUUUGAUGUGAGCAGGUUAAUCCAAAUACUAUCUCUAGUUCAGUUUACAUACACUGACUAAAAUAACUUACAAUGAUUUGGGCAGUAUAGGGAAGGACAAGUUAAACCUUUUCUUUCUCCCAUCUCUGCUCAGAAGCAUGCCCUUCCUGCAGCUGUUUGCCCAUCCACGGGGGCAGAUACAGAGAUGUGUCAAUACCUAUUAAGUGCAGCGAAAUUUGUCUUGUGUGUGUGUGUCUAUCUAUCACACUUUUUGCUGUUGGCAACUAAGCCUGACCAUCAGGUCAUAGUCUGAUGGCAGAAUCUGUAGAAAGAUAGCACAAGGCUAUAAAUUCAGGUAUUGGAGAUGGAGAUGGAAAUGCAAGUCUGCAAUUGUGGUGUUGGCACAGUCUGGAAUGUGACAGAGCUAAUGCCUGCACUACUUUUGAAAGUGGUUUUUAGGGAAAUAUUUAGUGACGAAUACUGACACGGUCUUUGGAGGUUCCUCAUGUGCUCUGUGUUGUCAGUGGCAUUUCCUAUUCUGUAAUAGUGCCUCAGAUGUUGGUGUGUGGUUAAAAAAAAUAAAUCUCAUGUCCCAGGGACAUGCAGCUUCCACUAGCCAUAAAAAAGGCCUGGCUUACAUACAUAGCGGGGAGAAAGUUCUGAUUCAUAUUGAAUUCAUUCACUUCAUUCCAAAAAGGACUUUAAAAGGUUUGAAGAACUCCGGUGUAAACUGAAGUGUUCUGCAUUUUUUUAAGAAGUUUUAUUGCUUGUAAUAAUCAAGGUUUCUGGGAACAGGCCUAGAGCCCAUCUUUCUGAUCACCGGCAACUGUCUUGCUUUUCCUAGCACAGUGUUUACCAGGUGGGGUGGAAUGCAAGAUGGCAAGGGAACAAAGCUUGCGUACAAUAGUCAAUUUUGACGUUUUAUUGUCACCUAUUUAUGAAUUUAUAAGAAAAAAGAAGUUUAUUUUUAAAAACUAUGAAACCUACUUUUUUUGUAAAUUUUAGCAAAGUCUGUAGCAAAUGCAUUGUAAUGUGUAUAAUAAAAAAUGAGCAUUUGGCUGA
This is a messenger RNA of Podarcis muralis (Common wall lizard), 9239 nucleotides long. RefSeq names its product RAB43, member RAS oncogene family (gene RAB43). Gene Ontology annotation, molecular function: GTP binding; GTPase activity. The record is from RefSeq and is a predicted model, not a curated record. Lineage: Eukaryota; Metazoa; Chordata; Lepidosauria; Squamata; Lacertidae.